AUCCUGCUUAUAAAGCUUCGUCUUCCCUUCAAAGUUUUUUCCCAACCAUCAGAACAUUUUCUCACUCAGAUAUAUAUAUAGAGAGAGAGAGAGAGAGAGAGAAGAAGAAGAAGAAGAAUGGGGAGAGCUCCAUGCUGUGACAAGGCGAGCGUGAAGAAGGGGCCAUGGUCUGCCGAAGAAGAUGCAAAGCUCAAGGCUUAUAUCGACAAGUAUGGCACUGGUGGUAACUGGAUUGCUCUUCCUCACAAAAUUGGGCUUAGGCGAUGCGGGAAGAGUUGCAGACUAAGAUGGCUGAAUUAUUUGAGGCCCAACAUCAAGCACGGCGGAUUCACUGAAGAAGAAGACAGAAUCAUCUGCAGCCUCUACAUUAGUAUUGGGAGCAGGUGGUCCAUAAUUGCUGCCCAGUUGCCUGGUAGAACGGACAACGACAUCAAGAACUACUGGAACACCAAGCUGAAGAAGAGAAUUCUGGGAAUACUUAGGCACAAUAAUAAACAAUCCAACAAUUUCACUGAUCAUGAUCCAAAAGACAACUCUUUUGCUCGCUCAGCCCUUGAAAGGCUUCAACUCAACAUGCAGCUCCAAACCCCUUUCUCUUUUGCUCCUAUAAUGGGGCCCAAAUUGAUGAUUGACCAAACCCUUCAGUUGCAGAACAAUCAACCCAAUUCAGAAAUGGACGACACGACGUUGGAUAAUAAUUCCUUCAAUCAGCAGCUGGAACAUGUACAGUUCUCGACUGUGCUGCAAAGAUCGCCAGAAAAAGAACAAUUCCGAGCCCAUCGUCAGCUUCUCAACGACAAAACGAUUGGUUUUACAGAGGCAGAUCAUCUGGAGGAUCCAGCAAAUGGACUUAAUUACUGGAAUAUUAUUAAUGAGUUGGACUCAAAGUCGUGGAAUUCUACUUCUAUUAAUCUUCAGGCUGUGGACAUGUAUGAUCAGGACUGUCUUUUAGGGUUCAAUCUGCAGUGAAAAAUUGUGUCUUUUAGGAUUAUUAAUUUGAACAUCAAAUAUAAGAAGGUUGCGCGCCAAUGGUGGGAGAAGAUGAUCCUGCUGUUAUAAAUCUGUGUGAACAUCAUAUAUAAGAAGGUUGUAUGUAUGUGUUUAUGGUCGCUAUUAAAGCUUGUGUUUAUAUUACAAUAAUUAUAAUUAUUCAGGUCGCUUGUAUUUAUUAGCUUUA
This is a messenger RNA of Diospyros lotus (date-plum), 1177 nucleotides long. RefSeq names its product transcription factor MYB36-like. The coding region runs from base 118 to 969 and encodes 283 amino acids. Lineage: Eukaryota; Viridiplantae; Streptophyta; Magnoliopsida; Ericales; Ebenaceae. The record is from RefSeq and is a predicted model, not a curated record. The transcript is spliced from 3 exons.